CAAAAGGAUAACUCAUCUCGAAAGCAAUCCUCCGGUCUGUCGCUCACGCAAAGGAACCCAUUCGACUGUGGAAACUGAUUCAGUGUUGUCAUUCCGGUGUCUGCUCAGAGCCUCCGGCGUUUGCUCUGGUGUCUGCUCUAGGAGCUUCAAAAUCCUACAUUAGACGCUCACAUAUCCCAUACUAAGCCAGCAAAACCAAGUCACACUUUACGUACGGCACAACAUGUCAACGACAGAAUCCCAGAGCAAGAAGAAAUGCGCGGUCCUGGGUGCAACAGGAUCUGUCGGGCAGAGAUUCAUCCUCUUGCUUGCUGAUCACCCCAUGCUCCAUCUACAAGCGGUGGGCGCCUCGUCAAGAUCCGCUGGCAAGCAGUACAAGGAUGCUGCUCGGUGGAAACAACAGAGGCAAAUGUCUAGCGACUUAGCCAAGCUGGUAGUCAGGGAGUGCAAAGCCAGCAACUUCUCCGAUUGUGAUUUGGUCUUUUCCGGUCUGGACAGCGACGUUGCUGGAGAAGUUGAAAUGGAAUUUCUCAAAGCAGAAAUCCCUGUCUUUUCCAAUGCCAAAAACUAUAGGAGGGAUCCAAUCGUACCAUUAGUGGUACCCACAGUCAACAUCUCUCAUCUAGGACUCAUUCCUCACCAGCGGAAACACUUCGGCCUCAAGAAGGGUUUCCUCGUCUGCAACUCCAACUGUGCAGUGAUUGGCAUUGUCAUUCCGUUUGCAGCAUUACAGGCCAAAUUUGGGGAGGUCGAGGAUGUAGAAGUCUUCACGGAGCAAGCAGUAUCUGGAGCAGGAUAUCCUGGUGUCCCCACUAUGGACAUCAUGGACAAUGUUAUCCCAUAUAUUGCCGGAGAGGAGGACAAGUUGGAAACAGAAGCUCAGAAGAUUCUGGGCUCGAUCAACUCAGAAGCAACAGCAUUUGAAGAGCAAUCAGGUCUUACAGUUGGCGCCACCUGCACGCGAGUGGGAGUUACCGAUGGUCAUAUGGCUUUCGUCUCUCUCCGAUUCAAACAAAGGCCUCCACCAAGCGCCGAACAGGUCAAGCAAGCUAUGAGGGACUACGUGGCCGAAGCACAGAAGCUGGGUUGUCCAUCAGCUCCCGAGAAAGCCAUUGUUGUUUUCGAUGAACCAGAUCGACCACAGCCACGACUUGACCGGGACAUUUCAGGUGGCUACGCCGUCAGUGUGGGAAGGGUCCGGGAGGCUGCCAAGGGGUCACACUUCGACAUCAGGUUUGCUGCUCUGAGCCACAAUACCGUGAUUGGAGCAGCGGGAUCUAGUAUACUCAACGCAGAGGCGGCCAUCAUACAAGGUCUGAUAUAAGAUGUAUGUGGUAGUAAGAUAGAAAUGUAGAUUAGUCUAAAGAUGCAGCUGAAGAUACUCCGACUCUUCAAAUGACACGCCAUCUGUCUUUUGAA
Exophiala viscosa is the source of this 1419-nucleotide messenger RNA. Its product is annotated as aspartate-semialdehyde dehydrogenase. The transcript is spliced from 3 exons. Bases 224 to 1324 code for a protein of 366 amino acids. Gene Ontology annotation, molecular function: aspartate-semialdehyde dehydrogenase (NADP+) activity; NAD binding; protein dimerization activity. Gene Ontology annotation, biological process: L-threonine biosynthetic process. The record is from RefSeq and is a predicted model, not a curated record. Lineage: Eukaryota; Fungi; Ascomycota; Eurotiomycetes; Chaetothyriales; Herpotrichiellaceae.